AUGGUAGUGUUUGUAAGAAGUAGAUGUGAAGUGGAGGAUCAAGUGAUGUUUGCUACGGGCCUCCUACAACUCCAAGCAAAGGAUUGGUGGGACGUACAUUCGAAGGAAUUGGGGGAUGACAAGGUACAAACGUUAACAUGGCAAGAGUUCAAGGAGCCAUUUCUGAAAUAUCAUAGCCCACAAUCCGCACUUGAUAAGAUUCAAGAAGACUUCCUACGUCUUCGACAAAAGGAUGAAACGACUGACAAAAUAACGAAUAAGUUCCUCGAGAAGGUGAAAUUUUGUGGGGAGAUAGCGGGGACUGAGAGAGAUAGGGAGAUUGAGUUAAGAAGGCAGGUGGAACGAGGAGAGAAAAGGGUGGCCGAGAAGCCUACCAACCCAAGCCCAUCGAAAAAGGCAAGAUUCCAGGAUCAGAUCAAGAAAGGGAGGACAGGUAGCGGAAUCCCGACUUGCAAGACAUGCGGGAAGCAUCAUUCGGGCGAAUGUUUGUUGGGUAAGAAAGGGUGCUACAAAUGUGGGCAAGAGGGGCAUCCGUAUUAUAAGUGCCCCGAAAAUUCUAAGACGUGCUAUAAUUGUCAUCAAGAAGGGCACACUAGAGCAGAAUGUCCGAAACUCCAAUCAGGGGCAAAGAAAGAUGGAAAGAAGGAUGAGUCUUCCAAGGCUCGUGGGAGGAUGUUCCAGUUAACCGCGGAUUAA
Messenger RNA from Helianthus annuus (common sunflower), 696 nucleotides. RefSeq lists its product as uncharacterized. The transcript is spliced from 2 exons. Lineage: Eukaryota; Viridiplantae; Streptophyta; Magnoliopsida; Asterales; Asteraceae. Bases 1 to 696 code for a protein of 231 amino acids. The record is from RefSeq and is a predicted model, not a curated record. Gene Ontology annotation, molecular function: nucleic acid binding; zinc ion binding.